GCAAUUGAAAACGAGACGGUAGCUAAGACACUGCUGUGUGGUAGCAGUAGGUUUGCAUACAGCGCGCCUGCUCGCAUUGCAAUCUGCGAUAAAGGAUACCAAGAAAACACUUUUGCAAUAUGCGACCUAGAAGCUGCCAUCAAGGCGCUGCAAGUAAAGCGCGCGUCGCGACAGUCGCGAAACGCGCGAUUGCUGGUGCUUGCGUCAGGUAAUCACCGCAUACGCUCGUAGUGCCUGCUAUCUACUUGAGGAAGUAAUCGCUAAACUGAGACGCACAAGUGGCUCUCUGAGACGCAGCUGUUUCUACGUUUUCCAGGGUGGAUAGAAAAAAAAAAAAAAAGGCCAGGUGCUUUGACAUAGCUCGGAAGAAGCUACAUUGUGUGCAAGAAUGGACAAGGCAGCUUCAUUUCCACUGCCUUUAAAGUACAUCCGACAAGAGUACACCAAUUAUGCUUCUAGGAUGGCAUGGAUUUCUCAGGAGCAAGUACUGGAACUUGGUUGUGGUCCUGGCCUGAUAAGCCGGCAAGUAUUACAGCCCUUGUGCGAGGCCCAUUUUGCCCGCCUUCUCGCAGUUGACAGAGCUUCAGAGGCCAUUCUGUAUGCUCAGCAGCAUUCUCACCACAGAGACAUCUCAUACUGCCAUGUUCCUGAUCUACACAUAAGUGUACCUGUAGAGAUGCGAGGGGCAUUCAACAAGCUCUUCCACUAUGGUGGUGCUUUGCCGUGCACCGAAGGCAAUGGACUAAGCCAAGCAUCAAUACUGCUAGACAUUAAAGGCAGCUGUGUUCUGCUCCUGCCUGUGCGCUGUUGUCUCUUUGAUGUACUCGAACAGCUCUCAAGCAGUCCCCGCUGGAAGGCCUACAUGCGAGAUGCAAUGCGGCUGGUACCACCUCAGAGCCACUGGCAGGAACCUGUGGAGACGUUUAAAAAAGCAGCAAAAGAAGCUGGCAUGGAAGUGAAUACCGUUAAACUUGACACCACAGAGGCUACUUUUGACAGCAGUAAGCAAUUUCAAGAGUUUCUGGGCUGGGCCAUCCCAUUCGUAGCACGCAUCCCGAUGGAAAACAGGCAGGCAUUCUUGGAUGAAGCAUUGGCACUGAGUUUCGACCAAGGUGUGCAGAUGACAUCAAGCGACAAGCUCCAGCUUUCAAUCACACUCUUGAGUGCGCUCUGCACUAAAGUGCAAAACAUUUGACUUCUUUCAACUUGUGCAUGUCUCCACGGAGUUUUGGCUCUUUAAAAAAAUGACAUCCAGUUAAUGCUGGAAUCCUGGUGAUACUGUGCCAAGCACACAUAAAAGAUACACAUUUCGUGCCAUUGUAAAAAACACUGAUGUUGUGCAUUUCAUGGCUCCCUAAAACUGAUAUUGGGAGCCAAAUAUAAUGUUUACUAUAAACUAAGCGACUAAGCUUUUUUUUUUAGUCAUAAUAUUGCCUAAAACUGUUAUAUGUGACUUCUCUGUGAGCUCAUUGUACCUACGUCGGUGCAGUAUAGAGAUGACCAGUUUUUCUGUGUAAUGUAUUGUAAAAAAGACAUACUAGUAAGUAUGCUGUGAAGCAAUUUUCUUUUAAUGUAGUCUUGAGUUAUUUCUUAUGUGAAUAUGUAUGUACAGUCCUGCAAGUACGAAAUCCCUGCGGCAACGAAAUAUUUCCGGAUCCCUGGCGAACGUUCAUAGAAGCGCAUGUAUUACGUAUUUCGCGGCAAUGAAAUGUUUUCGGACAGCGAUCCUGCAAUAACGAAUUUUCUACCACGGUGCGGGCCUUAUUUCACCUUCCCGCCAAAGGUCAACUGUCGAAAAUAUGCCCGUAUGCGUGUUAUGCGCACUGAAAAUUUGUAAACGUCUGCUUUUGCCGCACUAGCAUGGGUACCGCCAGAUUGAGAACUGCUUCAAACCCGCUGCCUUAAUCACCACCGUGCGAGUGUCUUGCACGGAUUGCGCUUCGGCCUCAAGAUUUGGACGAAGGCGCACUUGACGGCGAGAGUGGUGGCAGUGCAGUGCCUCUAUCCCUGACCAACGCCUGGGGGGAACUUCGAGCCAUCGACAUCCCAGAUGAACUCACCGUUGAUGCGUUCGUUCGCGCCAAUGACGACGUACUCGUGUACGAGGAAUUGACCGACGAGGCCAUUAUCGAAAGCGUGUGCAAAGCUGAUGACACCGAGGACCAAGAAGAGACGCAUGCGGAGAAACCCAACCCGCGGGUUGUUUUGGAUGCGCUGGGCACCCUUCGCUCCUUGUUCGGCGCACAUGUCGACGAUGUAGCAAUGGACUACUUUUUCCAGUGCGAAGGGAGAGCUUUGAAGUUGUUGCAUGGCAAGGGUCGGAAAAGUAAGUUGACCGACUUCUGGCAAUAAAUUUUCGUUCUGCUGGCCGUAUCACUGUUCUUAUGUCUCAUACUCGCGGCUACGAAAUUCUCGAAAAAACGAAAUAUUUUGUUUCCUCGGCGAUUUCGUUAUUGCGGGUUUCGACUGUACUAUCAUUGGUAUGAUUAGUUAAUUUGUCUCCUUGUUUAUAGUAACUGUCCAGCAAAGUUUAUAUUGACUGAACAAGUAUCUCAUUCCAAAAUUAAGUGUGCUAAAAACCUCUCAGUGCAGCCAAUAGGAAGUUUCAAGAGAUACAGGUUAUUAUACCAGAUAACCUUUUGUGAGCUCAUUUAUAUUUUUCAAAUAGUAACAAAAAAUAUGCCUGCAGAAUAUCCAAUGAAUGUGCCUGAAAUAGUGUGAAGCAAUUUUGACCAAAAUAAGACUAUUACUUUACAAGAGAAAAGUGGACGUGUAUGUCCCAUUGACUCAUGAUGGACCUUUGAAAAAUUAGGACAGCACUAAUCCCAUUCCAUUUGAGAGCAACAAGCUGCAAUCCUUUUGCCAAUUUUCUCUCACGAAAAGGUUUUAAGUGGUACAAGAAAGUACUACAUAAAGUGUGAGGAAGAAAAAAAAAGAAAGAAAAGCAUCUCUUGCCCAGCACAUUUGCAGCUGUGGUAAACAAUGCGCAAAAAUGAGAUUAGAAUAUUCUUCUUCAGAAAGUGUGUAUUUCAAUGUAAUAGUGCCCAUAAAACUUGAAAAAAAAAAACAUUUAUAGGGGUCUGUUUUGUAGUUCAGUUUAGCAACAAACUCCUUCAUUUUUUGUUCGAGUACGCUUCGACAUGAUUAAUGGCGAAUAUACUACUCCAAUUUUCAAACAAAGUCCAUAGAUUCAUAUUAGAACUACCUAUUCCAAAAUUCAGAAGAUGAGAAAAAUACUAUAAAUCCACAAUUUCAGCUAUACUGCACACAAUGCAAGAAGAAUUUGAAAAAAUUUCUACUGAGCAAGACGAAUUGCCUUAUUCUUAUUUCAGUAACAAAUUUGAUUUACUUAUUAAACAAAGGCAUUUGUAGGAGUUGUUUGAAUCUCAGCAGUAUUAUCGCAAUUUUCUGCCAUAUACUCAUCGAGAAAUUUUGCCAAAAAUGUUCUGUUUAAAUUUUUACCCUAUCAAAUUGUGCUAUAUGUGGACGUCUUUUUAACCAGUGCUUACACUGUGGAAGGUAUAGUUUGCGAUAAAAAUAUUUUCUGGCCACUAAUGUUUGUUAGUAAGUUCAUAACUCUAAACAAAAAAAGAAUGAAUAGAAGAAAAAGAAGCACAAUAUUGAAGCCACUUCUAACAAUCUAUUGGGAUACAGAGGUGCUUCGAAAAUUAUCUUGAUCACUGCUGUUGUUGACAAGCAGUGGUGCUGCUGUUUGAGAUUCUUGUGCAUUGGACUCUGAAGGCAUCGUGCAAGACUAGAUUAAUGGCAUCCAGAAUUUGCGGCAAUGAUUCAUAAAGUUUUUGUCUCGAUUUUUUCAGGAUCAUACAAGUAGCACCUACCAGUAAGCCGAUCAUGAUGACCAUUUGUUAAUCUUUAUUUGACUAUUUCUUAGAAAAAAAACAGAAUAUUGUUACUAUUAGAACCUGACAAUGCUCAUCAGGAACAUGUGGCCCUAUCAGUUAGGAAAAAGUGUCAAUUGUUUUGCUGUUUGAAGCUUUUUCAUUUUUUUAGCCAACUAAAAGCUUUCGUGUUGGCAUAGGCUCAUCAUGAUUGGAGGUUAUUGCAAUGUGAUUGCAUUGUUUUCGCAUUUCUUGUGUUUUUCAGUUGUCAUGAAGUGUGCUGCUUGUAUUUAGUUAUUUAAUGCCUUCAGCUGUUGGCGACAGAACCACAUAGUGAUUAUGGCUCCAUGUAUGACACCAUUUUCAUGUGCACAAUUUCAUAUGUUGACAGAAAUAUCUUGGCAGAAUGUGCCAUCGUGUGCAGCUAUGGUGGUGGCUAAGUCUGAACUAUAAUUGGAAACAUUCAUGGUGAUAUCCGAAUGUUAUUAGAGUUCCUAAUAUUUUUUAUUCUCUCUCUCUCUUUUUUUUGUGAUGUGGCGGUUUACUGAAAAUAUACCUAAGUAAUUUACCAGUGAAGUUGGAACUGCUUGAAAAGCGGCGGAUGUAACAGUGAAAAUUCACUAGCUAGGUAUUUUUGCUACCAUUGACGACAAAUAUAGAGUUUUGUUGGUCAAGGUCAAUAGCUAAUUAUAGGUAACAUUCAUUGGAAAAAAAACAAAGUCAACCUAUAUUAUAUGGUAGCUUACUUGUUCAUUCAAAUUGUGAGUUGUCGACAGUAUCUCUGUAGUUUAAGCUUUUCUAAAAGCUGAGCUAAUAAAACUGAAAGAACAGUCUGCA
Rhipicephalus microplus (southern cattle tick) is the source of this 4676-nucleotide messenger RNA. RefSeq names its product juvenile hormone acid O-methyltransferase. Lineage: Eukaryota; Metazoa; Arthropoda; Arachnida; Ixodida; Ixodidae. The record is from RefSeq and is a predicted model, not a curated record.